UUAAUGACGACAAUAAGCAUUAUUUAUUAUUCUCAACUAUCGAUUCCAGAAUAUAUAUCCAAAAAAACACACAUUUUCUUUCAUUUCUCACUAUAAUUUGCAUUUUUCAUAUAAUAUAAAAUUGAAAAUUAUUCUCAAAACUUUGGUUGUUUUGGUUGUUGUCUGACGAUAUGAAUAUCGAUAUACAAAACAUUAUUAUUAUUUUGUUGUCAUUUCGAUUCAUUGGGUUUUUGUCCAUCUAAUACUUCAAUAAGAGAUUUUUUUGGUGAUCAAAAUUGACUAUAGUUUCAAAGGAAAAAAUGCUGCGAAAUCAAAUACGAUCAAUCAUAUUUUCCAUUAUGAAUUAUGAAAAAAAUUAUCAAAAAAAUAAUGUUUUUUUACUGUUAAAUAAUUAUUGUAAUUAUAUUCGAUUGAUUAAUAUUGAUAAAAAUAUCGAUAUAAUUCGAAGAAUUUAUUUAAAAAUGUUCAUAUUGAUUUUAUGGUCCAGUCGUUUUCUUUAUCUUUAUUUUAUCGGUAUUGAUCGUUCAUUUGAAUGGCGUGUUGUAAAUUUUGAUUGGAUUAAUAUGGCUAAAAUUGAUAAUAUGUUAAAUCUUUAUUUAGCAUCAUUUGGUCUUUUACUUGCAUAUUAUACAUAUAUAAUUUAUUUUCAUAAUAAUACUCGUGCAACACAAUUAAUUUUUCGUAUUUUAAUCAAUGGUGAUUUGGGAUUUUUUAUACGUAAAAAAUCAUCAUCAUCAUCAUCAUCAAUCAAUGAACAAAUUGUAAAUGUUGAUCAACGACAAAAAUUUGUUCGACAAAUUCGUUUAUGGCUUAAUGUUUAUUAUCAAAUAUUUCAUUCAUUAUAUUUGGUAACAUAUAUGUUAGCAAUAAUUGCUGAAAUUCAAGUUAUGAAUUUUUUCAUGAAAAAUGGAUAUUUUUCAACUUGUUCGGGUAUUAUCGGCAUCAUAACACAAUCUGUUCAUUUAAUCUUUGUUGUUAUUGGCAGCAUAAUAUCAUUGGAUAUUUUAUUCCUAUUUGGUUCUUGUUUUCUUUCAAUUACAAUGAUUUCAUUCACAAAAUUUGAACAAAUUAAAAAGAAAUGUUUAAAACAAAAUCAAAAAUCCAAAAUAAUGACUAAAAAAAUUAUAAAUGAAAUACGUAAUCGAACAAUACAGAUUUUAUUUUAUUUUAUGCCAAAUUUAUGA
Messenger RNA from Dermatophagoides pteronyssinus (European house dust mite), 1184 nucleotides. RefSeq lists its product as uncharacterized. The record is from RefSeq and is a predicted model, not a curated record. Lineage: Eukaryota; Metazoa; Arthropoda; Arachnida; Sarcoptiformes; Pyroglyphidae.